CUUAAUAUUUUUCCAUGUAUUUCUGGAAAAUUUCCGUUUAGAUUUUAGAAUUAUCCGGAAAAGUCUAAUUAUACAUCGCGGCGAUGGUCAAUAAAUAAAGAAACAGAAAUUUCCAGAAAACUAACUCUAACAAAACCCUAUAUAAAGAAUACCAUUUACUCUCCCAUAAAAAGGUUGAUCAAUAAUUGUAAAUUUAUCUAAUCAUCUGCCCACGGAAAGUUUUAUUCUCUAGGACACUGAAAAUCUUGAAUUUCGAAGGGAAGAAAGAGAAGUAAUGGAGUCAUACUCGUCGUAUUUCCAAUCGCAAUCUGGUUAUGGAACUUCUUGGAAUUUUGAUACUUUUAAGAACUUGGGUGAAAUUUCUCCCACCGUUCAAUCUCAUCUUAAACAGGUAUACUUUACGUUAUGCUGUGCUUUGGUCGCAUCGGUAGUUGGAACUUAUCUGCAUAUCCUUUGGAACAUUGGAGGUCUCUUGACAACUCUUGCUUGUUUGGGUUGUAUGGUCUGGCUGCUUUCUUCCCCUCCAUAUGAGGAGACAAAAAGGUGUAGGCUGUUGAUGGCUGCCGCUGUUUUUGAAGGAGCAUCGAUUGGUCCUUUGGUUGACUUGGCUAUUCAGAUUGAUUAUAGCAUUUUGGUUACUGGCUUUGUUGGUUGUGCGAUUGCAUUUGGCUGCUUUUCUGCAGUUGCCGUGUUUGCAAGGCGAAGGGAGUUUCUAUAUUUGGGGGCUUUGCUUUCAUCUGGUGUAUCAAUCCUCUUCUGGCUGCAGUUCGCCUCCAAUAUUUUUGGAGGCAGUGCAUCUCUUUUUAAGUUUGAGUUGUAUUUUGGCCUCUUGGUUUUUCUUGGGUACAUAGUCUUUGACACUCAGGAGAUUAUUGAGAAGGCUCACUUUGGAGACCUGGACUAUGUGAAACACGCUUUGACUCUCUUCACCGACUUUGUUGCUGUAUUUGUCAGGAUUCUAAUCAUCAUGCUUAAGAAUUCAAUGGAAAAUAAAGAGAAGAAGAGGAAGAGAAGAGAUUAAAUGUGCUUGGUCCAAAUCUCGUUAUUAUUUUAGUAUACAAGUCUUUUAGUCUGAAAGUUGGGUGCGCGCCUAUAGAUAUGUGGCGAAACACUGCAGCAAGCAUGCCUUAACUUGCACUAAAAUAUACCAUUUCGUUGUUUUUUCUGACAUUAGAAAAUGAAUGUUGUGCUUCUUAUGUUCACCUAUGUUUGGGUUCUGGAUGCUUGUUUCGCAUCAUUCUAUUUGAAUGUUGUGCUGCUGACCUGAAUUCAAAAAUAUAUUUAGGGUUUGCUUGAUUGGUUGACUUUGGAGCGGUUUCUACGCCAUUCCAAGUUUCAAUCUCACUUAACCUUAAGAUUCUAUA
Amaranthus tricolor (Joseph's coat) is the source of this 1364-nucleotide messenger RNA. Its product is annotated as bax inhibitor 1-like. Bases 275 to 1021 code for a protein of 248 amino acids. The transcript has 6 exons. NCBI's taxonomy places the organism in Eukaryota, Viridiplantae, Streptophyta, Magnoliopsida, Caryophyllales, Amaranthaceae. The record is from RefSeq and is a predicted model, not a curated record. Gene Ontology annotation, cellular component: membrane.